Molecule: messenger RNA, 3147 nt
Organism: Salmo salar (Atlantic salmon)
Lineage: Eukaryota; Metazoa; Chordata; Actinopteri; Salmoniformes; Salmonidae
Gene: tamm41
Product: TAM41 mitochondrial translocator assembly and maintenance homolog
Biological process (GO): CDP-diacylglycerol biosynthetic process; cardiolipin biosynthetic process
Cellular component (GO): mitochondrion
Molecular function (GO): phosphatidate cytidylyltransferase activity
Source: RefSeq, a predicted model, not a curated record
GUGUUGCUGACGAGACGCUGAUCUGUAAAACAACAACAGUGGUGCUAAUAUUGGCACAUCUAGCAAUGUAUUAAAGUCAGGAACCAUGGUCAAAGACAAAUCCUGUGCCAUGCUAUUGCGUAGCCUUAUGUGACCGUUUGCUGCUUCACUUUUGUCGUGUUUGUAAUUAUUAGAUAAGAAAUAGCAGAGCCGGUGAAUAUACUUUGCAUGGCCGGUUAGAUAAGUUAGCUGAAAUGUCAUUCUCAGACUUGUCGUAGGUCCAUUUAUCUGAAAAGCGCCUUGAAAUCAUGACUCUUCCGGCUUUGCAGAACACUAGCGUGCUCUACCGAAGAGUACUGUCACAGUUCCCUCAAGACAUCAGCCUCGCAUUUGCCUAUGGAUCUGGAGUAUUCAAACAAAAUGGAACUAGCCAAGGUCAAAUGGGGAAAAACAUGCUGGAUUUUGUGUUCGCUGUAGACGAUCCAGUCACCUGGCAUACCAUGAACCUGAUGCAGAACAGAAAGCACUACUCUGUGUUAAAGUUCCUGGGUCCGAGGAAGAUCAGCUGGAUACAGGAUGAACAUGGAGCUGGGGUGUACUACAACACCUUAGUACCUGUGGAUGGAAGGAUAAUUAAGUAUGGUGUGAUCAGUACUGACUCUCUGAUUGAUGACCUGCUCCACUGGAAGACCCUGUAUAUUGCUGGCAGACUGCACAAACCGGUGAAGAUCCUAGUGCAGGGUGAGAACGGGAAGCUGCGUGCUGCGUUGGUGGGGAACCUGAAGAGCGCUGUGACUGCCUCCUUCCUCAUGCUGCCUGAGAGCUUCUCUGAAGAGGACCUGUUCCUGCAGAUUGCUGGGCUCUCCUACGCUGGGGAUUUUAGGAUGGUGAUUGGAGAAGACCGUUCCAAGGUGGCUAACAUUGUCAAGGAAAACGUCCAACACUUCCGCAUCCUGUACAACAAUAUUCUGCAAGAGUGUCCACAGGUGGUGUACAAGCCGCAACAGGGGAAACUGGAGGUGGAUAAGAGUCCAGAGGGUCAGUUUGUCCAGCUGAUGGCCCUCCCCAGGACACUGCAGCAGAGGAUCACACGACUGGUGGACCCGCCAGGGAAGAACCGGGACGUGGAGGAGAUACUACUACAGGUGGCUCAGGACCCAGACUGUGGUUCUGUGGUGCAGCAAGGGAUAUCGUCAAUAGUGAAGUCUUCAAGCAUAACUCAGACUGCCAAAGGAAUCGCCACGGCUGGGCUGCUGAAGUCGCUGUCCUAUAGCACCAAGAAGCUCCAGAAGAUGUGGAAGGGCUGGAGAAUGAAGACACCCUGAUCCUCCCAGUUAUAUUUAAGCAAUAAGGCCUGAGGGGGUGUGGUAUAUGGCCAAUAUACCACGGCUAAGGGCUGUUCUUACGUACGUACGAACGACGCAACGCGGAGUGCCUGGACACAGCCCUUAGCCGUGGUAUAUUGGCCAUAUAUCAAACUCCCGAGGUGCCUUAUUGCUUAAAUAUAACUGGUUACCGAUGUAAUUAGAGCAGUAAAAAUACAUGUUUUGUCAUACCCGUGGUAUACGGUCUGAUAUACCACGGCAAUCAGCAUUCAGGGCUCGAACCACCCAGUUUAUAAAUGGUUAUAUACUGUACAGUCCCUUUCUGCCUGGAUGAACUGAAAUACCAACCUGUUCCCCUUGGGGGGGUCAUUGUUCAAGAAGAUGCAGCAUCACAGAAAGUUUUAGAUUUGAAAUGUGUUGUUUACAACAUAUAUACGAUACUCUGUCAUGCACAAUAGGGAAUUGUUACAUUUGUAUCUGCAGCGUUGUGAAUGUUUCACCUAACUGAAUACAACCCAGUUACACAAAGAGGUCCUUUUAAAAUGAAGCCCUGUUUCCCUGCACCCGUCUUAAUCUACAUGUCUAUAGGGUCUGUUGCCAGUUUUAAUCGGCCAUUACCUGGGGUGUAUUAAUCUACAUGUCUAUAGGGUCUGUUGCCAGUUUUAAUCGGCCAUUACCUGGCGUGUAUUCAUUCCGCCAAACCAAACUUUUUAGUUGCAGAUGUUUCGUCAAACAGAACAAAACCGGGAGUGCUGAGCGGAUUAAGAGAAAUUUUGUUGGAGGCGGCUUAUGGUAGACGAAUUAACAUUCAAUUCUAUGGAAACAGCUCCGGUGAACAUUCUUGCAAUCAGCGCGCUCCCUCAACUUGACAUCUGUGGCAUUGUGUUGUGACAAAACUGCACAUUUUUAAAGUGGCCUUUUGUCUCCAGCAAAAGGUGCACCAGUGUAAUGAUCGUGCUGUUUAAUCAGUUUCUUGAUAUGCCACACCUGUCAGGUGGAUGCAUUACUAACACUGCAUCACUAACAAAUUUGUGCACGAAAUUUGAGAGAAAUAAGCUUUUUGUGCAUUUCAGGGAUAUUUUACUUCAGCUCAAGAAACAUGGGACCAACACUUUUUUUUUUUUUUUUUUUAUAUGUUGCGUUUUUAUAUUUUUCUUCAGUGUACAAUGACCAUAAUCCAUUGCACGCCUACUUGUCUGGUCUGUGUGGUGCAGACAUGAAGAGACAGAAGAACACGGUGAUUGAGAGCAGCUGCUUUGUGAGGUAUCUCUACCUGAAAAUACAUGUUCCAAGUGAGUGGUAGUUGGUAUUCAGCAGUCAUAACAGCCAUAUUUACUUUGAAGAACUACUAAAAUACAGAUUUUUGUCAGACAGCAUAGACAGCAGCUCUAUAGCGAUGAGAUGACUUGGAAUUCAAAUAAUAAAGUUAUCAUAUAGACCUAAAACAGCAGAAAUACUUUAUUAAAGUAAUGUGAAUAAAUGACGGUUAAGAGAUGAGCAGUAAUGGACAGUACCGUCAUGGGACUUAUGUUUUAUUCUGUGUCAACCCAUAAUGCAUUUCAUGUCGAAACAAAAAUAAUUGAAACCAACAUCGAAAACCAGGCACAAGGAGGGACCUACCUGAAUUUGUCUAAUAGAAACUCUCACCAAACUAAAAUGUUUUGUUUGGCAGACUGAAUACUCCCCUGGAUAACACCAUGGUACAUUGUGUGUCACCCACAAUGAUGUAGGGUGUAAGUGACUUUUUAGUGCACUUGAAAAGAGAAUGAAAGAAACAGUAUGUCACUUAUAUCUUUGUAAAAUGGCAGUUUUUAUGAGAAUGGAUUAAAGUGUUAUCACCUUG